Messenger RNA from Quercus lobata, 1068 nucleotides. RefSeq names its product Basic-leucine zipper (bZIP) transcription factor family protein (gene FD). The coding region runs from base 142 to 978 and encodes 278 amino acids. Gene Ontology annotation, cellular component: nucleus. Gene Ontology annotation, biological process: positive regulation of DNA-templated transcription. Gene Ontology annotation, molecular function: DNA-binding transcription factor activity. The transcript is spliced from 4 exons. The record is from RefSeq and is a predicted model, not a curated record. Lineage: Eukaryota; Viridiplantae; Streptophyta; Magnoliopsida; Fagales; Fagaceae.
GCAAGCAGCGCCAUAAAACAUCACCCCUCUCAGUUCCUCCCAACUCUCGGUCUCUCUUUCUCAGACCCCCGUGUGUGUAUGUGUGUUGUCUUCGUACAGGUCUAACCCAUCUCACCUAGCUAGGUACCGCACUCAAACUCAAUGUGGUCAUCAAUAGGAGUUGAAGAACAAACUUGCUUAAAUAACAAAACCCAGAGCCUCAACAGCGUGUCAUCAUCAUCAUCAUCAUCAUCAUCCUCAACCUCAAAAUCACCAUCAUUAUAUACGUCUUCAUCUUCAUCCCCUUCACCAUUCUCAUCCUCCUCUCUCUACAAAAGUACCCCAAGAAGCACCAAGACCAUGGAAGAGGUUUGGAAGGACAUUGAUCUUGCUUCUCUUCAAGAUCAAGAUACAAUCCGCCAACCUCACCCUAGCUCCAACUUUCGCGGUGUGAUUCUCCAAGACUUUCUUGCUCGACCUUUUAGCAAAGACCCACCUGCCAGCAUGGUCUCCUCCUCCACCAACACUAGAGAGACUGCUCUCUAUGCCGCUGCUGAAGGCUCACUGUUGCCACCUCCUGCCACAGUUUUGAGCUUGAAUUCGGGUUGUGAAUUUCAUUUUCUCGAUAACUCUGACCCAGUACUUAGGCCUAGCUCACAUUUACAAUCACACCCAAGUUCUAAUGUUUCUUCUUUCAGUAGCCAAUUUGAGGCCCUGGCUUCCUCUUCUGGCUUGCCAUCUUCUGCUAAGAAGAGGGUUCCAGAAUCUGAAAAUUGCUCCGGGGAUCGGCGACAUAAGCGUAUGAUCAAGAACAGAGAGUCCGCUGCUCGAUCGAGAGCUAGAAAGCAGGCCUACACAAACGAGUUGGAACUUGAAGUUGCUCACUUGAUGGAAGAGAAUGCAAGACUUAAGAAACAGCAAGAACAGUUGCGAUUGGCCGCAGCCGCUCAACUUCCCAAAAAGCACUCGCUCCACCGAACGUCAACAGCUCCAUUUUGAGAAUCAUCAAUGCCUUCCUUUUCACAAUUUCCCUCUUAUACCUCAGCACAGUCCCUUUUGAGUUAGAGAGAAAUAGAAAGAAAGGGUAUU